AUGGUGCCGACCGACAGCGAGGACGCGCUGGCCAAGGCCGUGGCGAACCAGCCGGUGUCCGUAGCCAUCGACGCGGGCGGCCAGGCGUUCCAGUUCUACUCGGAGGGCGUGUUCACCGGCAACUACGGCACGGACCUGGACCAUGGCGUCGCGGCGGUCGGCUACGGCGUCAGCGACGACGGCACGGCCUACUGGAUCGUCACCGGCCUCUGCGGCUACAUCCGGAUGCAGCGCGGCACCGGCAACGGCGGCCUCUGCGGCAUCGCCAUGGAGGCAUCCUUCCCCAUCAAGACCUCGCCCAACCCGGCGUGCAAGCCCCGACGCGCGCUCAUCUCCGUGCCCGCCAUUGCUGCGCUCUGCUGUGGUUGGAGGUGGUGGUGGUGUUCGUGCUUGUCAGAAGAAGAGAUGGUGUCCGUGCCCGCCAAAUGCUCGAUGGAAUGCCCCAAUGAAAGAGUGCAGAGUAACUCUACCUUAUGUUGGUGCAAGGUGACCACGACUGGUAGUCCAGCCAAACAAACACAAUCCGGCUUGAGACUGGCUCUACUGAAAAGUGGAGCCAAACAGCAGGUGUUGCACCUGCUGGGCCUGUCCUAUGGUGGCCUGGCUCUCCUGGACCGGCCAGGCUGGAAACGUCCAGGGAACAAACACGCCCUAAGCGUCUCCCUCCCGGUCGAUCAUACGGUACUUUCAGUUGCGUCAGACACCCCUCCAUCAUUUCCAAACGAAAAGGGUAAAAAGCUCAAUGAAUGA
Molecule: messenger RNA, 750 nt
Organism: Miscanthus lutarioriparius
Lineage: Eukaryota; Viridiplantae; Streptophyta; Magnoliopsida; Poales; Poaceae
Source: the annotation of a GenBank genome assembly